GCCAACCGAAAAAAAACUCGGGGGGGGAGUCGUGGGGGGGGUCCUGAAAACAUCUUAUAAACCGGAUUGCACUGAGAGGAGGAAAAAAAAAAGCAAAAAAGAUACAAAAUAUACAAGCAAAAGGCAACAAUUCCCCGGUCUGCAGCAGUCGCCCACCCUCCCUUUCCUUCUCUCCUGCUGGCCAUCUGCCUUGGGUUCUCCUUUGUGUCUGAUCUCUUACUACUGAGCCGAGCGCAGGCGGAGGGUGCACCACACACAGGGACUAUGCCCAGCUCGCUUUUUGCAGACAUGGAGAGGAACGGGAGCGGCGGCGGCGGCGGUGGUGGUGGUGGUGGCGGGGGAGAGACCCUGGAUGACCAAAGAGCCCUUCAGAUCGCCCUGGAUCAGCUCUCCCUGCUGGGGCUGGACAACGACGAGACGGGCUCCAUUUACGACAACGAGCCUCGGAAAAAGAGCGUGAACAUGACUGAAUGCGUGCCGGUGCCCAGCUCGGAACAUGUCGCUGAGAUAGUGGGGAGACAAGGUUGUAAAAUCAAAGCUCUGCGGGCAAAGACCAACACCUACAUCAAGACCCCGGUUCGCGGGGAGGAGCCGCUCUUUGUUGUGACGGGCAGAAAGGAAGAUGUGGCCAUGGCCCGCAGGGAGAUCAUCUCUGCGGCCGAGCACUUCUCCAUGAUCCGAGCCUCGCGGAACAAGAACACAGCCCUGAACGGCACCGUUCCCGGCCCCCCGAACCUGCCCGGCCAAACCACCAUCCAGGUGCGGGUGCCUUAUCGCGUGGUGGGCUUGGUCGUGGGGCCCAAGGGGGCCACCAUCAAGCGCAUCCAGCAGCAGACGCACACGUACAUCGUGACCCCGAGCCGGGACAAGGAGCCGGUCUUUGAGGUGACGGGCAUGCCGGAGAACGUGGACCGGGCCCGGGAGGAGAUCGAGGCACACAUCGCCAUGCGCACCGGCGGCAUCAUCGAGCUGACGGACGAGAACGACUUUCACGCCAACGGCACGGACGUGGGCUUCGAGCUGAACGGCACGGGCAGCCUCUGGAGCAAGCCCACGCCGCCCAGCAUCACUCCCACCCCGGGCCGCAAGCCCUUCUGCAACUACCGCAACGACAGCUCCAGCUCGCUGGGCAGCGCCUCCACCGACUCCUACUUCGGGGGCGGCACCGGGGGGGGCGGCAGCGCCCGCCUGGCCGACUACAGCCCCCCGAGCCCGGCGCUGAGCUUCUCGCACAACGGCAACAACAACAACAACAGCGCCAACGGCUACGUGUACGGCGGGGGCGGCGGCGACGUCCUCUCCUCCCCGGACUGCUGCUCCGAGCUGCCCUUCGACUCGCCGCCCGGCUUCGACCUGGCGCCCGCCCCGCCGCCCGGGGGGUACUCCUCCUCCUCCUCGCUGCCCGGCAGCAUCUCGGCCGCCUCGGGCUCGCCCACCGACUCGAGCAGCUCGGACGGGCACCGCAAGAGCUCGCGGGAGUGCAUGGUGUGCCUGGAGAGCGAGGUGAUGGCCGCGCUGGUGCCCUGCGGCCACAACCUCUUCUGCAUGGAGUGCGCCAACCGCAUCUGCGAGAAGACGGAGCCGCAGUGCCCCGUGUGCCACAGCGCCGUCACCCAGGCCAUCCGCAUCUUCUCCUGAGCGCCGCGGGGCCGGGGCUGCGCCCGCC
Molecule: messenger RNA, 1666 nt
Organism: Ficedula albicollis (Collared flycatcher)
Lineage: Eukaryota; Metazoa; Chordata; Aves; Passeriformes; Muscicapidae
Gene: MEX3B
Product: mex-3 RNA binding family member B
Exons: 3
Coding region: 265-1638 (457 amino acids)
Molecular function (GO): RNA binding
Source: RefSeq, a predicted model, not a curated record